AUAGAGAUAUACAGACUAUUGAGAUUAAAUGAUGAAAAGGGUAUUAUACAUAAAGUCAAACAACGUAGAACCACAGGAGUUGAAGUUAGCCUGUUUUUUCUUUUCUUAGAUCUUAGAUCGCUCCACGUAAACUAGAAGGCCUUCACCAAGAAAGGACAUAUAAGUACAAGAUAAGAUGUCCUUAGACGGCAAGUACAUGAAGCAAUCCUACUCUAUAUUUCUUCAGAUAAAUUUGGUCAGACUGGGACCGUCAUUCUUUUUUAUGAUCAUGCUGUCUACCCUUAAUCACAGCAUCGAAGGCAGUGAAAAACUAGAUGAUGUAAAGCUAAAUUGUUUUGUUAACAAGAUGAAGAUCUUAACUUGUACUUGGAAUGAGCAGACUGACCAGAAUGACAACUACACAUUAUAUUACUGGUACAGUGACCAAGAAUCUUUUCACUGUCCAAAAUACCUGGUUGCCAAUCAUAAAACUACUGGCUGUCAAUUGUCAGUAAAGGACACCUUCAGAACCUUCACAGUGAAGCUAAACACAACUAGCCCAGGAUUUCCAACUAUACAUAAGUUUGACAAGUUGCAAGACUGGGUAAAGAUGGACCCUCCUUCAAAUGUUCAUGUGGAGAAUACAAGCAGUUUGGAGUUGCUUCUGACAUGGGAGCAAUCCUUUGGUUUGUUUCCACCACACUGUAUGGCUUAUCAAGUGCAGCAUCGGAAUAUGGCGGGUGAAAAGUGGAUGGUGAAGGAUGCUUCUUCCACUUCAUUCACCUUGCCAAGUUAUGACCCUAGACAGAUCUACACAUUUCGUGUAAGGAGCCAAAUAAGUAUACACUGUGGCAACUCCAAACUGUGGAGUGACUGGAGUCAAGCAGUCGUCUGGGGAAGGAACAUCACUGUUACUGAUGAGCAACCAUCAACAUAUAAAAAUGCAUUGGUUAUCCUUGCUGUUACAUUUAUGUUGCUGGUAGUUGUGGUUUUUGUGAUUAGGACAGACAGGGUUUGGAUGAUUUUCGUUCCUCAAAUUCCUAAUCCUGGGAAAAAAUUUGAAGACCUUUUCAACGUCUACAAAUACAACUUUCAGGAUUGGCUUGGUAUCUCAAAAGAAGCUGUGGAGAACUUGAAGACCAAUUAUACUGAAACAUUUUGUAUUGUUACUGAAGAUCCUGACUGCCCUGGACCAGAUGAGAAGAAUCCUACAAUCAACCUACCUACAGAGUAACUCUUCCCUAAGAAAAUAUGGCCAGGGCACAGAGCUUCCUGUCUGCCGCUUGACCUAUGCCCUAUAUUAUUUUGUUUUCCUACAUUGUAGUUUGGUAAAACAUGAGGAUUUUGGUUAUUGUUAACUUUUUUUCUUUGUAUGUCAGCUGUUACCUCUCAGUGGAGCAGUGAAAUGAUGACUAAUGACCUAAUGUAAAUGUGGCUGCUAACAAAUCAGAAAACCUUCACAUUUAAAAACCUUAACAUUUCAGUUUAUUAUUCAGUUUAUUAUUCUUUUCACACUUUUUUGUUAUGUAUAUAAUUCCACAUGAGUUAAUGCAUAGUUUUAAUGCCUGCAAUGUGAAUCUACAAUUUUCAUAGUCAUGAAAAUAAAGAAAAAGCUGAAUGAGAAGGUGCGUCCAAACUUUUGGUCUGCACUGUAUAUAGGCAGGGCACGAAUUAAAAAAAAUUAUUGAAAAUUCAGCUUUAGUAUAUCUAUGUAACCAGCAGGGCUUUUGCAGGUAAGAUGACAAACAAUAUCAAGAUAGCUGGGAAUAAUUAAAAACUACAUGUGAUAUAUUAACCAUAAAGAAAUAGAAUGAAAAUUAUUCUCGAUUAAAAAAAUAUUCAGUCCAAUUAAAAAUAAAAGGAAAAGGAAAACCACUUGUUUGUUUCUAAUGAUGCAGUCUUUAGCAAUAAAAUACUAAAGAUACGGGUAUCACAGUUC
Hyla sarda is the source of this 1918-nucleotide messenger RNA. It is a transcript of the gene IL2RG, whose product is annotated as interleukin 2 receptor subunit gamma. The record is from RefSeq and is a predicted model, not a curated record. Gene Ontology annotation, molecular function: cytokine receptor activity; protein binding. Lineage: Eukaryota; Metazoa; Chordata; Amphibia; Anura; Hylidae. Gene Ontology annotation, cellular component: external side of plasma membrane. The transcript is spliced from 8 exons. Gene Ontology annotation, biological process: cytokine-mediated signaling pathway. Bases 176 to 1213 code for a protein of 345 amino acids.